GGUCGGUCCGGGCGCGGGCGGGCUCGGCUGCUCCUUGAGGAGGGGAAAGGCAAUGGCCUCCGCCGUUAAGAUAAGCUAAAAACGUAAAAGAGCUCCAACAGAGCGGCAGCGGUAUUUGGCGGAGGAGGAGACAGCAAGUAAGUGCCACCGGCUGCCAGCAGCCCCUCGGCCGCCCUGCCGGUGCUGGCAGCGUGAAACUCAGGUUCCUCCCCUCGGCCAGAGUCUUCGGGCGCCCCCGGGCGUACCUGCUCAGCCAGGCUUCGUGUGUUGUCACCAGACGGAAACGUCUUCAUCCAAAUAAGCCAGUAUAAUAGUUUGUCGAAACAGACACAGUGAUCGUCCCUUUGAGACCCUCUGUGUCAAUCACGGCAACAGAAGAGCUGCUGCAUGCAAUGAUUGUAUGUUCUUAAGAGCUUACCCAUGUAAUUCCUGUGGAUGAAAACUUGCUUAUGAACUCUGUCACUUUUCCCCGGUGCCAGACGUACAGGAUUACUUUUGCCGUGUUCAACCUCCACUAAAAGGAUAAAGCCCAGCCAUGUGGGCAGGGCUGGGGCUAGUUCUGGCACUCUGUCUCCUUCCAGGAGGAGGGACAGAGGUCCAGAACUGCAAGGAGCCCCCAGAAUGGCAUAUAGGGGAGGAGAACCCAAUGCUGAACUCCAGGGGCUCCGUGACGGUAGUGGCUCUCCUCCAAGCUAGCUGAUACUUGUGCCUGCUGCAGGCUUCCAGAUUGGAGGACCUGCGAGUAAAGUUAGAGAAUGAAGGACUGGUUAACAUCUCGUAUGUGGUUGUCAACCAUCAGGGAACUUAUUCCCAGAGGAAAUUUCACCUGCUGAAAGAAAGUGUGUCAGACUAUAUUACUGUCUACCAGCAAGAUGAACAGCAAGCUGAUGUCUGGACUACCUUAAAUGGAAACAAAGAUGAUUUUCUCAUCUAUGACAGAUGUGGCCGUCUAGUGUAUCAUCUGGGUCUGCCCUAUUCCUUCCUGUCUUUCCAAUACGUAGAAGAAUCUAUUAAGAUUGCAUACUGUGAAAACAAGUGUGGAAACUGCUCUUACACGAAACCCGAUACUGAUGGUGUAUGUGAAAACAUCACUAAAAGAGCAGAUGAAAAGCUGGCAGAGAUGCAACCCAUACCAACUGGUCAACACUCACAUCACCACAGCCUGCACAGACAUGGGCAACACCACCACCGUCGUGAGGGCAGUCGUCACUCCAAAAACGAGAACCAUCAGGCUCCUUCUGAAACUCAAAGACAUCAUCUUCACGGCGGUCGGCGUCAUAGAGUUUUUGACCAUAACAGACAUGGGCAGACAGGUAGUCAUGAACAGGUAGACACUGUUCCUCCAGGAGAAAUUGUGGAAAUUACACAAGAUAAAAAGCUAUGAAAAAAGGGGAAAACCAGCUGUAAAAACCAGCUAACUUGAAAUUGGCAGACAGCAACAGACUCAGCUUAUAGUAACUGAUGCUGUCAUUGUCGACACCUUUUGUUUGAAGAGCUAGGAAAUUCUGUCACUUGACAGUGUCGUGGAGCACUUCCAAAUUCUUGCAGGUGACGUGGCCAGCUGUCAGCAGAGGACAUCACUGAAUCUUGACAGUGACGUCUGCUCACCGCUGCCUGACAGUCACCAGCAGCAGGAGCAAGUGAAACGAGCGACACCUGACAGUGACAGGAAAAGGCAAGAAACUGAGCCUGAAAAACAAACUAAGCACCUUAAAAAUGCAAGGGAGUCCCACUACCUGAAUUUGUAUAGUUGCGAGAGUGGCAAAAUUAACAGAUUUGUUUUUAUUGCCCCCAAUUCAAAAUUAUACUGACAGGUGUGUAGAGUUAAAAUAUCACAGACUAGACUUUUAGAGCAGUGCUCUCAGAAUUACGCAAUACCUGUCAAAUUCCAUCAGUGAAAAGCUUUGUUAUUUAAAGGAAUUUCAUUGAUCUGUAGUUUGUUUUUCAGUUGCACUUGGAAGGUGUCUGCAUUUUUGAUUAACUUGCCUUUCUUGUUUCUCUUCUAACAUUCUUCUUGCAUUUGUGAGGACAGGAGCAUAAACUAUGACCUAGGGGCUCCUGUCUGAUGUUUUGCAAUCAAGAAUAGAAGAUAACCAAAAGAGAUAUUUUAAUCAUUUUUUAUUAAGAAGGUAGACUGUAUUCAAAAGCUGUUUGGUUUUUGUUUGGUUGGUUUGUGGUUGUUUUUUUUUUUUUUUUUUUGUUGUUUUUUUUUUUUUUUCCCUAACCUAGAGAUACAAAUUAUGUACAAGAAAAGCUUAUUCCUAAGCAAUGUGCCAAAAUAACCUUUUAUCUCAAAUGUAACAUACAAGCAGUAAUUGAAUUAUUUUAAAGCAACAGAUUUGUAUGUUUAGCUUUUGUGGCUUAGAUACGGUAUCAGGGUCCAUUAAUACAUACUAUUACAGCUUGUAAAAUCCCACUAAGUCAAUAAAAUUGUGCCUGAAGUUAACAACUCUUCAUGUAGAAUCAGUAUCAGAAUCAAAAAGAGGGAGGGACAGAACAAAUUUAAUCUGGGUUUAAUGUUUAUUGUUGUUUAUAACAGUGCUGAAUUUGAUAAAUCUGUAACGAUUAGCCAGGUAAUAUACCACUUAAACAUGUAUAACUUCUCUGUGUGUGGCUUAGCUUUCAUAACUUUUGAUUAACUGAGUUGAAGUAAAAUUACAGUUGUUUGAAGGAUUCCUGGAUGAAGAAAAGAAUAUUCAAGAAAGGAAAACUGCUUUGAAAGUGUACACGAUAAUUAAUGAUGGUUUAAUAGGGAAAUUAUUACUCCUGUGAAACCUGAGUCUUUUUAUUGUGAAUGUUAAUUAGCAAGAAAGUAGCCUUGGAUAUAUACAGAACGCAUGCCUCUGGAUUAUUUGACGAGGGUGUUUUCAAUAAAAAAUAUUGCAUAUUUCAUCA
This is a messenger RNA of Tyto alba (common barn owl), 2895 nucleotides long. It is a transcript of the gene SELENOP, whose product is annotated as selenoprotein P. Gene Ontology annotation, molecular function: selenium binding. Gene Ontology annotation, biological process: selenium compound metabolic process. The record is from RefSeq and is a predicted model, not a curated record. NCBI's taxonomy places the organism in Eukaryota, Metazoa, Chordata, Aves, Strigiformes, Tytonidae. The transcript is spliced from 5 exons. Gene Ontology annotation, cellular component: extracellular region.